Messenger RNA from Trichosurus vulpecula (common brushtail), 7450 nucleotides. Its product is annotated as host cell factor 1-like. The transcript is spliced from 26 exons. Lineage: Eukaryota; Metazoa; Chordata; Mammalia; Diprotodontia; Phalangeridae. Gene Ontology annotation, cellular component: histone methyltransferase complex. Gene Ontology annotation, molecular function: protein binding; transcription coactivator activity. The record is from RefSeq and is a predicted model, not a curated record. Gene Ontology annotation, biological process: chromatin remodeling; regulation of DNA-templated transcription. The coding region runs from base 292 to 6168 and encodes 1958 amino acids.
GUCCUAGUGCAGCCAGAGACCCUUUCAUCUCUAAUCCUGCAACCACGCUGGAAACGUGUAGUGGGUUGGUCUGGCCCUAUACCCCGACCUCGACAUGGUCAUCGAGCUGUAUCUGUUAAAGAGCUUAUCGUAGUUUUCGGUGGUGGGAACGAAGGCAUCGUUGAUGAACUACAUGUAUAUAACACGGCAACUAAUCAAUGGUUUAUCCCUGCUGUUCGAGGAGACAUUCCUCCAGGCUGUGCAGCCUAUGGCUUUGUGUGUGAUGGAACUCGCAUUCUGGUCUUUGGUGGGAUGGUGGAGUAUGGAAAGUAUAGCAGUGAUCUGUAUGAAUUGCAGGCAAGCAGGUGGGAAUGGAAGAAGCUCAAAGCGAAAACACCUAAGAAUGGGCCCCCUCCUUGUCCCCGGCUUGGACACAGCUUCUCUCUUGUGGGAAAUAAGUGUUACCUCUUUGGGGGUCUGGCCAAUGACAGUGAAGAUCCCAAAAAUAACAUUCCAAGGUACCUGAAUGAUCUCUACAUCCUGGAGUUACGUCCAGGUUCAGGUGUGGUGGGUUGGGACAUUCCUGUUACCUAUGGGGUCUUGCCCCCACCCCGGGAGUCUCACACAGCCAUAGUUUAUACAGAAAAGGACAAGAAGAAAUCCAAGCUGGUGAUUUAUGGAGGAAUGAGUGGUUGCAGGCUGGGUGAUCUCUGGACCCUAGAUGUUGAGACUCUGAUGUGGAAUAAACCCAACCUCAGUGGAGUGGCUCCUCUUCCUCGAAGUCUUCACUCUGCUACUACCAUAGGAAACAAAAUGUAUGUGUUUGGUGGCUGGGUACCUCUUGUCGUGGAUGAUAUCAAAGUAGCCACACAUGAGAAGGAGUGGAAGUGUACUAAUACACUGGCAUGUCUUAACCUAGAUACUAUGACAUGGGAGACUAUCCUAAUGGAUAUGUUGGAGGACAAUAUUCCCCGUGCGCGGGCUGGUCAUUGUGCUGUUGCCGUUAAUACCCGACUCUACAUAUGGAGUGGAAGGGAUGGCUACCGAAAAGCCUGGAAUAACCAGGUUUGCUGUAAAGACCUCUGGUACUUGGAAACAGAAAAGCCCCCAGCUCCAUCCCGAGUACAUUUGGUUCGAGCAAACACUAAUUCCCUAGAGGUGAGCUGGGGAUCAGUGCCAACAGCUGACAGCUACCUCCUGCAACUUCAGAAAUAUGAUAUUCCUCCUGCAGCAGCUGCCACCUCACCAAUGGCCAAUCCAGUUCCUUCUGUGCCUGUUAAUCCUCCCAAAAGUCCUGCCCCAGCUACCACAGCCGCUACAGUACAGCCUCUUACACAAGUGGGCAUCACACUUCUCCCUCAAAGUUCUGUGUCUCCCCCAACCACCACCCCUAUCCAGGUCUUGCCAACAAUGCCUGGAAGUUCUAUUCCUGUACCCACCAUGACUAGGACUCAAGGUGUCCCCACUGUCCUUAAAGUAACUGGCCCCCAGGCUACAACAGGAAAUGCACUUGUCACUGUCCGGCCCACCAGCCAACCAGGAAAAGCACCUCUCACUGUCACAUCAUUGCCUACUGGUGUACGGAUGGUUGUGCCAACUCCAGGCUCUCAGGGCACGGUGAUAGGUAGCAGUCCUCAGAUGAGUGGAAUGGCAGCUCUGGCAGCUGCGGCAGCUGCCACCCAGAAGAUCCCUCCAUCUAUUCCUACAGUAUUGAGUGUUCCUGCAGGCACUACUGUUGUUAAAACUGUAGCAGUAUCACCUGGAACUACCACUUUACCAGCUACAGUGAAAGUGGCUUCCUCACCAGUCAUGAUGAGCAAUCCAGCUACUCGAAUGCUCAAGACGGCAGCUGCCCAAGUGGGGACAUCUGUCUCAUCGACUAGUGGUACUCCGACUCGUCCCAUCAUCACUGUCCACAAGUCAGGCACAGUAACUGUGGCUCAGCAAGCUCAAGUGGUGACCACUGUUGUGGGAGGAGUCACCAAGACCAUCACAUUAGUGAAGAGUCCAAUUUCUGUUCCAAGUGGCAGUGCUCUGAUUUCUAAUCUUGGCAAAGUUAUGUCAGUAGUUCAAACCAAACCUGUACAGACCUCAGCAGUAACAGGCCAGGCUUCCACUAAUCCUGUGACACAGAUCAUCCAGACUAAGGGACCGUUGCCAGCAGGGACCAUUCUGAAGCUAGUGACUUCAUCAGAUGGCAAACCUCCAACUAUCAUCACAACUACCCAAGCCAGUGGGACAGGAACCAAGCCAACCAUCUUGGGUAUCAGCAGUGUCUCUCCUAGUACUACAAAACCUGGUACCACUACCAUUAUCAAAACUAUUCCCAUGUCAGCCAUCAUCACCCAGUCUGGAGCAACAGGUGUAACCAGCAGCCCUGGAAUAAAGUCUCCCAUAACCAUUAUCACCACAAAAGUUAUGACCUCUGGCACAGGAACACCUGCCAAAAUCAUCACUACUGUCCCUAAAAUUACUACUGGCCCUGGUCAGCAAGGAGUGACUCAGGUUGUAUUGAAGGGAGCCCCAGGACAUCCAGGCACCAUACUCCGCACAGUGCCCAUGAGUGGAGUGCGGCUUGUUACCCCUGUCACAGUGUCAGCAGUUAAGCCAACAGUCACCACAUUGGUAGUGAAGGGCACCACUGGUGUUACAACUUUAGGGACUGUAACAGGCACUGUGUCCACCAGCCUUGCUGGAGCCACUGGGCAUAAUGUCAGUGCUUCCCUGGCUACUCCUAUUACCACAUUGGGCACCAUUGCUACUCUUUCAAGCCAAGUGAUUAAUCCUACAGCCAUUACUGUUUCAUCAGCACAGACCACAAUAACAGCAGCUGGGUCUCUUACCACUCCCACCAUUACUGUGCAGCCUGUCUCUCAGCCCAGUCAGGUGACAUUGAUUACAACACCAAGUGCUGUGGAGACUCAACCAGUACAUGAUCUCCCUGUCUCUAUCCUGGCCUCACCUACUACAGCGCAGCCCACUGCUACAGUUACAAUUGCUGACUCAGGCCAAGGUGACAUGCAGCCUGGUACUGUGACUUUGGUGUGUUCUAACCCCCCAUGUGAAACCCAUGAGACGGGUACCACCAAUACAGCGACCACAAGCAUAGCCAAUCUUGGGGGCUUUUCACAGUCCACACAGGUUCAAUUCAUCUGUGAUGGACAGAAUAUUUCAACAGUUGGACAACAAAAUGACAAUAUGAUGCAGGCUUGCUCCAACCAACCUUGUGAAACCCCUGAGGGAAGCACUGCCAGCACUUCAACAGUGAUAAAUGCCAAAUUAACAAGCACCCUAACCAUGAGCAUGGGACAGAGUUUGUACUUAAAUCCUCCGUAUGAGACCCAUGAAAUAAACACCACCAAUACAGCCACCAUAGCCAUGUGUAGCAUUAGUGGACAAAAUGUCUGUUCCAGUCUCCCAUGUGAGACUCAUGAGACAGGAAUCACCAGUACAGCCACUGCAGCCAUGUCCAGCGUCUGCACCAGUCAAUCAAUGCCUAGUAGACCUCAGCAUGAAAAACACAUACACAUGGGUGAUGCCUUAGCUUCAGCUCAGCCUGGCAUGAGUGGGGAGCUUAAAGGAUCUUGGUCUCCCACCAGGCCUUCCUGCCAAAUUCAUCAGAAUAGCUCAACCAACACUGUCCUAUCUAUGAAACCCUCAGAGUUAACGUCAGCAACUGCCAUUCAGGUUUGCCAAAAGUCUUUAUUCAAAGAGAGCACCACUAGUAUUAGUACCAAGGGGCUUUAUACCCAGAGUACUAAAGCUGAGCAAACAAGCCCAUCUACCAUGGGCAAUAUCGUGUCAGGUUUGAAGUCACUAAGGUCGACAAGUUGGCAUUCUGAAACAGAUCACAUUCACAAAACCACUGCCACCAUGGCACAGCUAAGUAUAUUUACCAGGGAAACCAUUGAGAUACAGACAUCCAGUAAAUAUUUAUGCCCACUACAUCAAAACAGUUUGACCAUAACUACAAAAGCCACAGAAACACAAUCUCCCCUCAUAUGUUCUGAUCCUCUUUGUGAAACCCAUAAUGGUGUUAGCUCAACUACGGACAGUGUCCAACAGGUAUACUACAAUCCACCAUGUGAAAUUCAUAAAACAAAUACUAUAAAUGCAGCCACUACUACAAGCUCCCAUAUGAUCAUUAGCCAUAAUAGUAACAUGCAGCAAACAACUCUCAGUACCACAGAGGAAAUUGUUAGUAAGAACCAAGAGCCUCCUUGUAGUCCCAGCUCUUCCCUCAAAACUUUGGAAACAGUUUCAGAUUUGGUAGUGUUAUCACCAACUUCAAGAGUUAUUUCUGGACAAAAGCUGUGUUCAAAUCCCCCCUGUGAAACCCAUGAAACAGGUACUACGCACACAGCCACUACUGUCACCUCAAAUAUGGGCUCCAAUGAAGUUUCUCCACCAACUACUAGCGGACAAGAAGAUAUAAGGAACACGCAUGGCACUUCAGUGAUUACCACUAGUUCCAGCAGUAUGACAAUACCCAUCUCUACACAGUCACAGGCAGUGACCACUGUAACACAGUCUACAUUGAUCCCCAGUUCUUCAGUUCCAAACAUCUCAUUAAUGAUAGAAAUGCCUCCAGAGGAGACUAACAAAGUUCCAGAUACAGAUGCAACUUUAAGGACUGUGCCUAGCACAGAGGCAACUCUUUCUGCUACACAUAUAUUAGAUGCAGAUGAAAUAAAAUCCAACCAAGAGUCAAGAGAGAAACUGCCACUUCCAUCACCCCUCCUGCAGCCCACUCAGUACCCAGGGCCACCUAUAGAGGAACAGUCUCAAGCUUCUGAGAAUCAGGUGGCUACAGACACAAAUAAAGCUAAGGAAUUCUCACCAGAUCAGGACUCUAACAGUUCAGCUGAGGUUGAUCAGCUUUCUCUGCCUCAUGAGUUGGUGGCUGAGGGACAGAUGAACACCACAACACUGAUGGUUUCUGGACUUUCCCCAGAAGAGCUUGCAGUCACUGCAGCAGCUGAGGCUGCAGCCCAUGCAGCAGCCAAUGAAGAAGCCCAGGCUUUGGCCAUACAAGCUGUGCUACAGGCUGCCCAGCAAGCUGCAAUGGGCACUUCAGAGUCCAUGGAUACAUCAGAAACAACAGUGACAGAGACAGAACUGGGACACUUGCCCACGGAAGCCCAGGAAGGUCAAUCUACUGCCAUUCCCAUUGGAUUGACCCAGCAAGAGCUUGCUGUCCUGGUACAACAGCAGCAUCAACACCAUGUCCCUACUGAGGCCCUAGCUCCUGCUGACAGUCUCAAUGACCCUACCACUGAGAGCAGUGGCUUUAGUGAUGCAGCCAGUUCUGGUACCAGCACAGUCACUCUUAUGUCUUCUGCAGCUAUAGGAAGUCUCACAACAUCCAGUACAUUUGUGACCUCCCCAAAAAUAGCCAGCCCAGCCAAACUGCAGGCUGCAGCUGCCUUGACUGAGGUAGCCAGUGGUAUCGAGUCUGUUUUGAAACCUGACCUACCACCCCCAUCCAUCAAAGCACCCGUGAAAAAGGAAAACCAGUGGUUUGAUGUGGGUAUCAUUAGAGGCACCAACUUGAUGGUGACUCAUUAUUUCCUGCCACCUGAUGAUGUUUCAUUCAUGGAUUAUGAUUCCAGCAUUAUUCCUGACUAUAGUCAGCUAAAAAAGCAAGAGUUGCAGCCAGGUACAGCCUAUAAGUUUCGAGUAGCAGGGAUCAAUGCCUGUGGCCGAGGGCCCUUCAGUGAGAUCUCAGCCUUCAAAACAUGUCUUCCUGGUUUCCCUGGAGCCCCCUGUGCCAUUAAAAUUAGUAAAAACCCAGAUGGUGCCCAUCUUACCUGGGAACCACCUUCAGUGACUUCAGGCAAAAUCGUUGAAUAUUCUGUAUACCUUGCCAUUCAAAGCUCCCAGUUAGCUGAACAGAAGAGCUCAGCCCCAGCUCAGCUAGCUUUCAUGCGUGUCUACUGUGGUCCCAAUCCAUCCUGCUUAGUACAAUCUUCCAGUCUUUGCAAUGCUCACAUUGACUAUACCACCAAACCUGCUAUCAUCUUUCGAAUUGCUGCUCGAAAUGAGAAGGGCUAUGGCCCUGCAACUCAAGUCAGGUGGCUACAAGAAUCUAGUAAACAUGGCUCUAAUGCAAAGCCUGCCAACAAGAGGCCACUGUCCUCCCCUGAAAUGAAAUCAGCACCAAAGAAAUCCAAGGCUGAUGGUCAGUAAAAGAAGGCUGAUUACCUAGUCCCUUCUUAUGCAGGAAGCUCCACCCUCACUUUCGUCCUCAACUCUGCUUCAGAGGCAUCACUGUGUAUUAUGUGAGCUACUGGACACUAUUGCUUUUGUCGUUUUUCUUUGUUGGGGGUUGGUGAAUGAGGUCACGCAAAACAAAUGAUUAAGAAAUCAGAUGAGCUUAAGAUUAAGACAAACUUAUAAACUUACAAGUUACAGCUACACCAUACCUUUCUUCAUACAUAUGAAUUCAGAUCAUUUUAGUCCAAAGGUAAAAGUCAUGGUGAUGGGAAGAAGACAUUCAGUUACCUCAGUCAAUCCUUCUGACCCAUGUAUGCUCAUUUACUCCAUGGGAAACCAUAAUUUUUCUUGUUCUGCAUUCAAAGAGAGAAUACAUAAAUAAUUAUUUUAAAAAAAGAAAAAGCGGGCAGUAUAUUGAGGAUCUUAAUUCCCACAUUAUUUGUUCCUAUAGAUAAUGUUCUAUCCAAUGAAAUAGGUGUGAUUAGUGAAUUUUUUUUGGCAUUAAUACACUCUGUUGAGUCGUAUUUCUGUCUUUUACCACAAGUAUUUUACCACUUAAAUUCUUUUAAUUUAUUUGCCCUUAUUUCUCAUUAGCAACUGUAGAGAAAAUUAGAAGAUCAUUCAAAGCCCUCUUGUUCCAAAUUCACAUGUCCAUUGUUACAUGAAUAUUACCUGGAGAUACCACAGGUUGGGGGUUAGUGCGCAGACUUUCAUCAAUAAAAGUGGAAAGCCUACCCCAUUUAAAACCCUACAUGGUCUUAGAGAAGUGGUAAUGUUAUAAAUUUUAAAAGUUGAAGUUGAUAGAAUGAUGUUAACAUUUUUAUUGUGCUCUUGUUUUGUUUUUACUGUACAAAUUCCACCCCCAAUAUUCAAUCUAUUUGGAAGCCUGUACAGAAAUUUGCCAUUAUUCCUAGUACAAUGGAAAAAAAUAGUUACUCUACUCUCUGUUCUUUUCCACAAGUCUAUCCCACCACUAUUUUUCCUUCAAAAGCCCUACAGAGCUUUAGAGUUUCUUUCAAGUUUGUUUGUAUUAUAAUUAUUUCACUGUGAAAUAUUUUACUGUUUAGUCAUUUGUAUUGUAUGUUUUCCUUUGGUUUCCCUUUCGUUCUUCCUAUUCUUACCCUUUUAUUCUCCAUUUUUGAGGAAAAACAGCAUACUUUACAAUGAAGAAAGUUCCUUGCUAACCCAAUGUUGGUAUUGUGCUAUGUUGUUUUUGUGCUAUUUUGAACAAUUAAAAUGACUUUUUAAAAAAUAA